Cervus elaphus (red deer) is the source of this 762-nucleotide messenger RNA. It is a transcript of the gene LBHD1, whose product is annotated as LBH domain containing 1. Bases 217 to 762 code for a protein of 181 amino acids. The transcript is spliced from 4 exons. NCBI's taxonomy places the organism in Eukaryota, Metazoa, Chordata, Mammalia, Artiodactyla, Cervidae. The record is from RefSeq and is a predicted model, not a curated record.
UCUCACACAACUGAGCAACUAGCACUUCACUUCUUCCCACCUCCUGGGAUUGUCCCCUCCCCUGGAAGGCCCAUAAUCUCCUUGCACGUCAGCCUCCUCUCCUCAGAAGUGAUUAAGGGGCUCGGCUUCAAAGCGAUUAAAGGAGCAGUCUGUGGGGUGCACUGGGCAGGAACACUCUACUGAGUCCAACCGCCCUACAUUCUAGAAUCAGCACCCAUGGCCCUUGUGCCAGGGAGCAGUGAGGAUGGGCCUUGGCCUAGAGAUAGCCCAGGCUCUUCCCAGCAUCCAGAAAGUCCUAGACUGACCAACCCGCUGUGGAAGGACAGAGGAGAAAUUGACAGGGUUGAAGGCCACCAGGAUGUUCAGACCCGCCUCCCCUCCAUUGUGGUGGAAGCCUCUGAGGUGAGUGAAGAGAGUGGGGAGCUCCGGUGGCCACACGAGGAGCUGCUGCUGCUGACUGACGAUGAGGAAGAGGAGGUCGAGGUGUUCUUCCAGGACCAAAGUGAAGAACCAGCCUGGACUUGGAGCUCCCUGGACCCUAAGUCUCCCUUAAGAACCUUUAACCCAGAACUCAGCUGGGGGCAGGAACGGGUAGAUCAAGAUGACUCUUGGAUCCCAGAGGACACAGAAUGUCAGGAAACCCCCAAUCCCUGUCCUCUCUGGGACCCACCAUCAAGCUCCCAUGUCUGCAGAAGCUGCUUUGUGGAAUAUUCCCAUUGCCUGCCUCCCAGGAGCUUUGAGGUCUUCCCCAUGUACAAGUGA